Cuscuta campestris is the source of this 1096-nucleotide messenger RNA. The record is from the annotation of a GenBank genome assembly. NCBI's taxonomy places the organism in Eukaryota, Viridiplantae, Streptophyta, Magnoliopsida, Solanales, Convolvulaceae.
GUGACCAAUAGGACUUUAGGUGGAACACCUGUAGCCCAAUUUAUAUUAUAACGGAGAAUGCACGGGUGCUUUUACAAAGGAGUUUAGAGAGUGAAAUUCGGAUCCCCUCAUUCGAGAGUUACAAGAGGUAUAUAUACUAGGCUGGGGAGCAGGACCACGUGCGCCCACGUGGGAGCAUGCUGCUGGCGUGGUGUGAAGUGACUGGCUCUGCCUUGUCAUCUUGCGCGGCGGGUGGCACCCUUGCCGCGUUCUGGUUUGGAAAUAUUCCCUCAGCAUCCCUGCAAUUCCAAACACUACAGUCCAAGUCCUUUUGGACUCCUCUUGCCGACACUUCCCCAAUCUCUAGGAACUACACCGGUUGGUUCUUGCAGGCUGGCGUGGCCAUCUUUCUGGAGGAGAAGCUGAAAGGGGUCGAGGCCCACAACCGGGAGCUGCAGGACUUGAUAGCCCGGCAGCUCGAUGAAAUGGCCAAUCUUUCAGCAAUUGCCGGGAGGGCCAAGGCAGAGACCCUCCAGCUGAAGGAGGAGAACCUGAAGCUGGCGGAGGACCUGGAGCUUAAGGAGCGAGAGUUCCCCGGCAAGGCCAAGCAAUGGGUGGGGGAAAACUUGGAGGAAACGGCCCAGGUGAUUACUUCUACCCCCGAGGUGACGAUGGAGGCCUUCAAGUUUAUCUACCGGGAACCCAACGGGAAGGAAAUGGUCACCCAGGUCGGGUCCUAUGGUUUCAUGUCCGGGCAGAAACGAGACCGGGAGGCUACCCACGCUAUCCUGGCUGACCGGGACCCGGCCUUCUCUGCCGAUGCUUAUGGCCUGACGCCCAUCCCCGACGAAGAACCCGAGCCCCCUUUCCCCCUCAAGUAAUCUUCCCGGCUGCAACCGGUUGAAUUAUUUUGUAAAACUUCAAACUCGUUCUCCCGGGAAUGCCCGGUGUAUCUGUAAACAUUUGACAUGCUUGUUCCGUUUGAAUGCAAUGCUUAAUUUGCGUACCGGUUAAUCUUUCAUAUCUGCUUGCUUGUUGAUUGAUACUUUGAUCUUUGCCUCUUAGAACGCCAUCAUAGGAUACCCGACCGGUAUAGUAAUCAAUCACCAUACUUCCU